AUAUAUAUAUAUAUACACAUGUACGGUUAUAUAUAUAUAUAUAUAUAUGUAUAUACAGGCUAUCUAUAAGGGAAAUAUUGUCUAGACUUUGAGAGACUAAUGAGAUGAUUUCUGCGAUCUGAGCACGAGAUUUAAACAGUGAAUUAAUUAAUAAUAAUACCCCACGGGACGGACGAUAUGGAGGAACUGGUUAUGAGGAAAGAUACGAACGUUUACAGUGAGUCUCAAAGUCCUACGAACACACCGCUCCACAUUGCUGUUGUGAAUUGCGAGAUAGAAACUGUAAAAAGGCUCAUUAAAAGAGGUGCUCACGUGAAUGCUACAAAUGUAUAUGGAGAAACGGCACUGCACCUAGCCAUUCAGGAGAGACACAAAGACAUCGUACAAAUCCUCGUAGAUCAGGGCGCCUAUCUCAAUUUGAAAAGCGGGUGGGGCGAAACACCUCUUUAUUUUGCUGCGCGAGUAGGACUAGAAGAAACUUGCAGGUUGCUACUCGAAAGAGGAGCUGACGUUGAUACCCAAAACGAAAAUGGUCAAACGGCACUGCACCUAGCCAUUCGAGAGGGACACAAAGAUAUCGUACAAAUCCUCGUAGCACAUGGUGCCGAUGUCAAUUUGAAAACUCGGUGGGACGAGACACCGCUUCAUUCUGCAGCGCGAAAAGGACUAGAAGAAACUUGCAGGUUGCUACUCGAAAGAGGAGCUGAUGUACACGCCGAAAACAGAGAUAGAGAAACGGCAAUACACCUAGCCAUUCACGAGAGACACGACGGUAUCGUACAAAUCCUCGUAGAACAUGGUGCCGAUGUAAAAUUGAAAAUUCGGAGGGGCGUGACACCUCUUCAUUUUGCUGCGCGAGUAGGACUAGAAGAGACUUGCAGGUUGCUACUCGAAAGAGGAGCUGACGUGGAUACCCAAAACGAAAAUGGUGAAACAGCACUGCACCUAGCCAUUCGGAAGGGACAGAAAGAUAUCGUAAAAAUUCUCGUAGAUCAGGGUGCCGAUGUCAAUUUGAAAACUAAGGAAGGCCGGACACCGCUCCAUUUUGCUAUGCGAGAAGGACAAGAAGAAAUUUGCAGGAUGCUAUUCAAAGGAGGUGCUGACGUGGAUGCCCAAGACGAAAAUGGUCAAACGGCACUGCGCCUAGCCGUUCGGGAGGGACAGAAAGGUAUCGUACAAAUCCUCGUAGAUCAGGGUGCCGAUGUCAAUUUGAAAACUAAGGAAGGCCGGACACCGCUCCAUUUUGCUGUGCAAGAAGGACAAGAAGGAAUUUGCAAGUUGCUAAUCGAGAGAGGAGCUGACGUAAAUGACAAAAAUGUAAGUGGAUGCACAGCUUUACAUUUUGCCGCUGAGCGUGGUCAAAUACGUAUCAUGGAAAUUCUCUUGAAUUCGAAUGUUAACAUCGAUUCCAUAAAUGAGAGUGGUCACACUGCACUUCAUCUGGCAUCCUGCGCCAAUCAGUAUGAAGCUGUUCUGACUCUCAUAGAAAACGGGUCCGACGUGAACAUUAUUAACAAAUACCAUCAAACAGCGUUAAACUUAUACUGUUUUAAGUACAUUAUCGUACAAAUCCUCGUAGAUCAGGGUGCCGAUGUCAAUUUGAAAACUCGGUGGGACGAGACACCGCUUCAGUCUGCAGUGCGAAAAGGACUAGAAGAAACUUGCAGGUUGCUACUCGAAAGAGGAGCUAAUGUGCACGCCGAAAACAGAGAUAGAGAAACGGCAAUACACCUAGCCAUUCACGAGAGACACGACGAUAUCGUACAAAUCCUCGUAGAACAUGGUGCCGAUGUCAAAUUGAAAAUUUGGAUGGGCGAGACACCUCUUCAUUUUGCUGCACGAGUGGGACUAGAAGAAACUUGCAGGUUGCUACUCGAAAGAGGAGCUGACGUGGAUGGCCAAAACGAAAAUGGUCAAACGGCACUGCACCUAGCCAUUCGGGAGGGACACAAAGAUAUCGUACAAAUCCUUGUAGAUCAGGGUGCCGAUGUCAACUUGAAAACUCGGCGGGACGAGACACCGCUUCAGUCUGCAGUACGACGAGGACGCGAAGAAAUUUGCAAGUUGCUAAUCGAGAGAGGAGCUGACGUGAAUGCCAAAGAUAAUGGAAAAACAGCACUGCACCUAGCCAUUGAGGAGAGAUACAUAGAUAUCGUACAAAUCCUCGUAGAUCAGGGUGCCGAUCUCAAUUUGAAAAGUCGGUGCAGCCAGACGCCGCUGCAUUUUGCGGUGCGACGAGGACGGGAAGAAAUUUGCAAAUUGCUAAUCGAGAGAGGAGCUGACGUGAAUGCCAAAGACAAUGGCGGAAAAACUGCACUGCACCUAGCCAUUGAGGAGGAACUCAUAGAUAUCGUGCAAAUCCUCGUAGAUCAGGAUGCCGAUGUCAAUUUGGAAACUGAGGGGGGCCGGACACCGCUCCAUGUUGCAGUGCUAGGAGGACUAGGAGAAAUUUGCAAGUUUCUAAUCGAGAGAGGAGCUGACGUGAAUGCCCAAAACAGAGAAAGAGAAACGGCAAUACACCUAGCCAUUCACGAGAUACACGAAGAUAUCGUACAAAUCCUCGUAGAUCAGGGUGCCGAUGUCAAUUUGAACACUCGAUGGGACGAGACACCGCUUCUGUCUGCAGCGCGAGAAGGACUAGAAGAAACUUGCAGGUUGCUACUCGAAAGAGGAGCUGACGUGGAUACCCAAAACGAAAAUGGUGAAACAGCACUGCACCUAGCCAUUCGGAAGGGACAGAAAGAUAUCGUAAAAAUUCUCGUAGAUCAGGGUGCCGAUGUCAAUUUGAAAACUAAGGAAGGCCGGACACCGCUCCAUUUUGCUAUGCGAGAAGGACAAGAAGAAAUUUGCAGGAUGCUAUUCAAAGGAGGUGCUGACGUGGAUGCCCAAGACGAAAAUGGUCAAACGGCACUGCGCCUAGCCGUUCGGGAGGGACAGAAAGGUAUCGUACAAAUCCUCGUAGAUCAGGGUGCCGAUGUCAAUUUGAAAACUAAGGAAGGCCGGACACCGCUCCAUUUUGCUGUGCAAGAAGGACAAGAAGGAAUUUGCAAGUUGCUAAUCGAGAGAGGAGCUGACGUAAAUGACAAAAAUGUAAGUGGAUGCACAGCUUUACAUUUUGCCGCUGAGCGUGGUCAAAUACGUAUCAUGGAAAUUCUCUUGAAUUCGAACGUUAACAUCGAUUCCAUAAAUGAGAGUGGUCACACUGCACUUCAUCUGGCAUCCUGCGCCAAUCAGUAUGAAGCUGUUCUGACUCUCAUAGAAAACGGGUCCGACGUAAACAUUAUUAACAAAUACCAUCAAACAGCGUUAAACUUAUACUGUUUUAAGUACAGUCUUAUUUAUCGCUCCAAGUUUCCCAGUAUCCAGCAGUUGCUAAUUAAAAUGCAGAUUGCUAUGUUGGACGUGAAUAACGGAAAUGUGGAGAAUUUUAAUAUCACUACGGAUAUGAACGAGCAGUUUCUAAAAUUUCAGAAAAAAUGUAUUGAAGAGAUAAUGAGAAUGAAAAACACAAAAAUUAACGAUACUAUCCUAACAUUUCAUGAUAUCCUAACAAAACGCGUAGACCAAAUAGCAUUAUACGCGAGAAAUGAAGAUGUUGUUCAGGUUUUGAAACGGAGCAAUUAUCGGAGAGAAUUUCCUAUCUACGAAGACAUAAUAGAACGUCGUUUCAAUAGAGGUAUGGUACAAAAGGAGUUGUUAGACGAGGGCGUUACAUUUUUCCGCCGUUUCCUCGGUAGAUAUUAUGAUUUACUUUGUAUUCAAAGAAUAUUAAACUACCUCAAUAACAGGGAGCUAAUGAAUUUGAGAGAUGUUUGUAAAAACGUUUUGUCCUAACAUUAACGAUGCAACAAAACGGGAAACACUGUAAUACUACUUACUAUUUUUAUACUUGUUCAUUAACAUUUUGACACUAAUAAAUAGCCAUUUUGACUUUAUUUACAAUAUUUUUUAUCUUUCCUUUUCAUCCCCUAGCUUCACUUCGCAGCUGUUCUCCAUUUCAGUUCGCUUUAGGUAGCCUAGCGGAGGUAUAAAUUCUUUCCAAGUUGUAUUAUUAGUUACGAAGUAAGUUGUAAGUAGUGUUACGAGGGAGAACCGUGCCAAGGGUCCGACGGGCGACCGAGUCUAUCGACUCUGUCAGGGUGCUUUUUUUAGGGAAGGAAAUAGAUGCGCGGACAAACCUUGUCAAACCCAGGGCUCGUAUAAUUUAUCCCUCGACCGUAAAGUGGGGGCGACGCGACCAUGGUGGGGACUGGUACUUGAUGGCUUCACUUCGCGAAGGCGCAUGAGGGGAAUAGUAGGCGCAGUAGGGAUAUAGUACUAACAUAUUAGAAAUACGGGCGAAAAAGAGGUUAAGCGAGCCGUGCGGGAUAAAUUAUACGAGCCCUGAUCAAACCCUAUCUAUAGGUUAUCCUCGGGAGCCGCAGGACGUGGACGACGGGAGGAUGGUCAGUCCCCCUAGCCAUUUAGGUAAAAAGGUAAUCGGAUUGGCAGGUCACCUGUCGUAGAUACGUCCCGAGCGGUUAAGACUUAUCGGUUGCAAGAUAGUCUGGUUAUCGAGCUAAUUUGGAAAUAAUCGCUAGGUUACUUACCAAAGGGUUUACUUUCAAAAGAUUAAAUAUAUGCUAAACAAUUUCGAAAACAAAUGCACAAUGAAGAUGUGAACGUACAACAUAAAGCAUAUGGAGAGGAUUCAGUGUCGGGAAGGAACAAUAAUGAAUCAACACCUGAGUAUAUGCGGAGGAUCCAGCAUAGGAAGGAGGAACAAUGAAUCAUCACGCGCGCGAUGCCUGAGUUGGUCGAAGUUAAUGUACUACCGAAGGCGGAGGGGCUGAUUCGCGAUUGAUUAAAUUGUGUUUUGGUGUUUAUAAGAGGACUGAUUAAACUUUUAUAUUUUCACAAA
Messenger RNA from Ceratina calcarata, 4900 nucleotides. RefSeq names its product serine/threonine-protein phosphatase 6 regulatory ankyrin repeat subunit B-like. The coding region runs from base 178 to 3834 and encodes 1218 amino acids. The record is from RefSeq and is a predicted model, not a curated record. The transcript has 3 exons. Gene Ontology annotation, molecular function: protein binding. NCBI's taxonomy places the organism in Eukaryota, Metazoa, Arthropoda, Insecta, Hymenoptera, Apidae.